CGAUACAUUUCAGCUGACACCUGAACAGCCCUUUAUUUUUAUUAUCUAAUAUUAUUAGUUUCGAGAAAAGCGCCGCUGUGAAAAUGAACCGAAUUUGCCAGAGUCUUUUGCGCCAGAGCACCUGGAGUCCCCGAGUGCUGGUUGCCGGAGGAACUGCAUCCAAUCCUGGCAUGCUCACACGCUUCUUUGCAGCGGAUGCGGCAACCGGCACGGCGGUGGACAAGGCGACGCUGGACAAGCUGGUGCGCACCAACAAGGUUGUCAUCUUCAUGAAGGGCAAUCCGCAGGCACCUCGCUGCGGGUUCAGCAAUGCCGUGGUACAGAUCCUGCGGAUGCACGGCGUUCAGUACGACGCUCACGAUGUCCUGGCAAACGAGGCCCUGCGACAAGGUGUCAAGGAGUACACCGACUGGCCCACCAUUCCGCAGGUCUUUAUCGAUGGCGAGUUCGUUGGCGGCUGCGAUAUCCUGCUGCAGAUGCACCAAAGUGGUGAUCUGAUCGAGGAGCUCAAGAAAGUGGGCAUCGUCUCCGAGUUGCUGAAGGCGGAACAGGCCAAAAAGGAGGGUUCCACGGACGACAAGGCGAAGUGAUGAGCCGCCAGAGCACCCAAAGAUCAAAUAGACUCCCCCACACAAACUAACUGUUAGCCACGCAACGUUUUUAUUAUUAAAUGUUUAACUCAUAACGAUAACAA
Messenger RNA from Drosophila ficusphila, 694 nucleotides. RefSeq lists its product as uncharacterized. The transcript has 2 exons. The record is from RefSeq and is a predicted model, not a curated record. The coding region runs from base 84 to 590 and encodes 168 amino acids. NCBI's taxonomy places the organism in Eukaryota, Metazoa, Arthropoda, Insecta, Diptera, Drosophilidae.